Messenger RNA from Zonotrichia leucophrys gambelii, 9000 nucleotides. RefSeq names its product serine/threonine kinase 3 (gene STK3). Gene Ontology annotation, cellular component: cytoplasm. The record is from RefSeq and is a predicted model, not a curated record. NCBI's taxonomy places the organism in Eukaryota, Metazoa, Chordata, Aves, Passeriformes, Passerellidae. Bases 187 to 1659 code for a protein of 490 amino acids. The transcript has 11 exons. Gene Ontology annotation, molecular function: ATP binding; protein serine/threonine kinase activity. Gene Ontology annotation, biological process: regulation of MAPK cascade; intracellular signal transduction; protein phosphorylation.
AAUCAGCGGCGCGGAGGGGCGGGCCCACGCCGCGGCCGGAGGUAGCGGUAGUGGCGGCAGCCGGAGCGCGGCCGUGGGGAGCGUGGGCCCCGCGCUGAGGGGCGGUGCGGUCGCUCCGGAGCUGUGCGGGUUCGGCGGGGCCCGGGAGCUCGGUCACCGGCCCCGGCGGGCCGCGGCGGCGACGGCAUGGAGCAGACAGCGCCCAAGAGCAAACUGAAAAAGCUAAGUGAAGAUAGUUUAACUAAGCAGCCUGAAGAAGUCUUUGAUGUUCUGGAGAAGCUUGGUGAAGGGUCUUAUGGUAGCGUGUUUAAAGCAAUACACAAAGAAUCUGGACAAGUUGUAGCAAUUAAACAGGUCCCUGUGGAGUCAGAUCUUCAAGAAAUAAUUAAAGAAAUCUCUAUAAUGCAACAAUGUGACAGUCCUUAUGUUGUCAAGUACUAUGGCAGCUACUUUAAGAACACAGAUCUAUGGAUUGUUAUGGAAUACUGUGGAGCUGGCUCUGUUUCAGACAUAAUUAGACUGCGUAAUAAAACGCUAACAGAAGAUGAAAUUGCAACUAUUUUGAAAUCUACUCUUAAAGGACUUGAAUAUUUGCACUUUAUGAGAAAAAUACAUAGAGAUAUAAAAGCUGGAAACAUCCUUCUUAACACCGAGGGACAUGCAAAAUUAGCUGAUUUUGGUGUGGCUGGCCAGUUAACAGAUACAAUGGCAAAACGUAAUACUGUUAUAGGAACUCCAUUUUGGAUGGCUCCUGAAGUCAUACAAGAGAUUGGCUAUAACUGUGUGGCAGACAUCUGGUCCCUUGGUAUAACUUCAAUAGAAAUGGCUGAAGGAAAGCCUCCAUAUGCUGAUAUUCACCCAAUGAGGGCUAUUUUUAUGAUUCCUACAAAUCCCCCUCCAACCUUCCGGAAGCCAGAGCUCUGGUCUGAUGAAUUCACAGAUUUUGUGAAGAAGUGCUUAGUGAAAAAUCCUGAACAAAGAGCUACAGCAACCCAGCUGCUACAGCAUACAUUUAUUAAGAAUGCUAAGCCAGUUUCAAUUUUAAGGGACCUGAUCACCGAAGCAAUGGAGAUAAAGGCAAAGCGACACGAGGAACAGCAGAGAGAGCUAGAAGAGGAGGAAGAAAAUUCGGAUGAAGAUGAGCUGGACUCUCACACCAUGGUGAAGACCAAUUCAGAGAGCGCUGGUACCAUGAGAGCCACCAGCACAAUGAGUGAGGGCGCUCAGACAAUGAUUGAGCACAACAGCACCAUGUUAGAGUCAGACUUGGGGACCAUGGUAAUCAACAGUGAUGAUGAUGAAGAGGAAGAUGGGACCGUGAAACGAAAUGCUACUUCACCACAAGUUCAAAGACCUUCUUUCAUGGACUACUUUGAUAAACAAGAUUCCAAGAAUAAAAGCCCUGAAAACUGUAAUCAGAACAUGCAUGAACCUUACCACAUAUCCAAAAACGUUUUCCCUGAUAACUGGAAAGUCCCUCAAGAUGGAGACUUUGAUUUCUUAAAAAAUCUGAGUUUAGAAGAAUUACAGAUGAGACUAAAGGCUUUGGACCCUAUGAUGGAACGAGAAAUUGAGGAGCUUCGUCAGAGGUACACUGCAAAGAGGCAACCUAUCCUAGAUGCGAUGGAUGCAAAGAAACGGAGGCAGCAAAAUUUCUGAGUUUGUUUUCCUUUCAAACAUAAUACUAGGAGUCAGUAUGGACACUGGUAACUUUGUAAGCCAGAAGGAAUUUGAUUAUGAGAGUUUUCAAAAAUCCAAUCUGUUAAAUUUUCCUUCAUCAGCAGCGACAAUUGCAGUACUCAAGAAUAUUCAUAUGGUGUUCUGCAAAGGCAGCAAAACACUUUAGCACUUGUUUGGAUUUUCAGAUGUUUAAUGUAAUAGGAGUUUAAUCUGUUACUUCCCAAUCUUUUUCAGGUGGGUAGGGAUAACUUGGUGUUGUACAUUGGGAGUUGUGUUUUGGAGCACCUGGAAUGUUUUCUUGAUUGUGCAACACUACCGAGCCUUAUAUUGCAAUGUAUUUUUCUCCCACAUAGUAGCAUAUUUAUUAUGUAAUCUUUGGUUAUCUUAUUUAUUUUAUGCCUGUUUUCUGUUGGGAGGUAUUAGGAUAACACUGUGGAGAGCAGAGUCAAAUUAGAUAAACUUGCUAUUGUAGUAUAAUGAAAAGCUGCUCACCACUGUAGUAUCUUUUAAAACUCCAAAUUCAACACAUAACCUGAUUCAGGACAGCACUUGAACAUGUAUCCAGCCCAUUCAUAGCAGUAAAAUUUAGGAAUAAAGUAAGUAGUAGGCACAUCUUUUUCUGCUCUCCUGAAUCAGGGACUGUUGUACAGUACAGUUGUUACACUACAGAGCAUUCUUUGAGAGAGGAUUUCUGUCAUUUGUACGCACACUGAGUCAGCUGUCAUUAAACAAGAAAACAAGUGCCUAAUCAGUUUUAAUUUUUGUUAUUCAGGAGAAGCAAUACUUACAGUCACUCCUUAAGUGUAAACUUCCAAUUGCUAUUGCAAUUCUGACCAGUAUAAACCUCUAUUUUGCACGGUAGUUUUAUAAUGAAGUAACAGCUACACUUUCUGGAUAUGUUUUUUGUUUCAUUUGGGGUUUUUUUAAUCACUGUUUUGAGGGGAGAGGGGAAUUAUUAGUGCUUUGGGGUUUGUUUGUUUUCAUAUUGUAGCUACAAAGGGAUAGUAAUUUAAAAACCAAAGAAAAUAAAUUGAAUACUUAUAUUUAAUAAGUACAGAAAAGAAGCAACAUUUAAUAGUUUUCUGGUGGGUUUGUCCUGCAACUGCUAAACAUUCAAAAUUCCUAUAGUCUUCUGUUGGUAGAUUUUGGGGACUCAGAAAUGCAGGACCAAGCUCUUAAUAGCUUUUUAUAAGUUCUUGUCUGGUUUACGUUGUUGACUAUCUAUUGGUAGAAUUUACAACGUUGUAAGAAAUAUUUCAGACUUCGCAGAAAAUGUGAUCCACUCUCUAAACAAUCUGCUGUGUUCUGUAUUGAAAUCUUUACUAUCGUUGCCUUGUAUGUAAAUAACUUCACUGUGAUAGUCAUACUUCUUUAAACAAUACAGCUGAAAAGAUCUUUACAUUCAGCCUUCAGCUGUUAAACUUUUAAUGGUGACUACUGUAUGGGCAUCUUCUGUUAAACGUUUUCUGGAAGUUAGUAAUCAUCUCAUACCUCUUAACAUUAAUUGUCAACAUAUGUGGACCAUUUAGAUGGAAUAGUGCCAAUUUUGGAAAUGAUGCAUUAUGUCACAAAGCUUAUGCCAAUGGAAACAAAAAGUUCUUAGAGGAUCAGCAUUCUACAGCCCUGCUGGUACCAGUGCUUGGGUUUGAGCCGUAUCCAGCCGUCGCUGUCCUUGUCAUUCUCUGUGUGUUUGCAUGCACACCACGCUCUGACAUGUAAACCCUAGAGGCAAAUAAAUCUUAAUUGUGAUUAUUAGAACGUCCUUAUCCUCAGCUCUCUUCAUACUUCUUAAAGCAGUGACCAUUCCUUGUGAAAAUGUAAGAGCACAGAAGAUCCAUAAAAAUUACUUUAGGCAAGAUAAAAUGCACCUGGUAGUCCUACGCCUCACAUUUAUACAACUAAAUGAUGUAAAGUAAAAAAUGGUAUAAACAUAUCACUGUGUCAUUAGAUUAUAAUCAUAAUGCAGGAAAAAAAUAACAGCACCAACUUCCCCCUAUUACUGUGGUUCUUAUUUAUUUAAAGUAAUUUCUGCUUCUUGAACUUGCUGUUCUCAAAAGCUCAAAGAUGUGUGUUCAUACAUUGAUUUGUGUAGAUAUACACACAUAUAUAUUCAUAUCUAUAUAUAUAAAAGAGAAAAUAUAGAGCAGGUUUAAACCAUCAGGAGAGGAGCCUAGCUUGCCUUUUCUUGGUGUGCCUUUUAAGCAAAGUAUCAUUGUCUAGACACUCUUACUUGCAUUCUCAGCAGCUAGAUUUUCCCUUACUCAAUCUUAAACUUUUCCCACCAAAAAUAAAACUUUGAGUUUGAAUAAUGUGGCUUUACAGUGUAAUAGACAAGAAUAUAACAGGAUCACAAAUUUCUUAUUUUGUGUAUUUUGAAAACUUCAGUAAUGUGGUACCCCAAAGAUGAACUGGGAAGUCCGUGGGGACUCCAAUAAAAGGCUAUUUUAGACUAGAGCUGUUGCAGUCUGACAUCUGAAAGCUAUCAGAAGGUAAAUGACAUCCUUUUUUUCUAUCCUGAUGUGUCUACAUAGAAACAACUCAGACUUUGUGCACAUGCAUGCACACAGAAAUGGAAUAUACAUGCAUGAGGAAAAUCUGAAUGGCAUGAAUAAAACAAAUAAAACAAGCUACUGAAAAGGGUGAAAAGUAGCAUCUGAUGCACUGUAAACUGGGUAGGUACAGGAUGUUUGUGACCAAAGAAUACUUUCAUAAAUUAAUAUGAAAUUGGUAUGUUGCCAUUCUGGUAUGGUGCAAACUGCAGUCAGUGUAAGAGCUGCCUUGGGCUUCAGCAGCCAGCAUAGGAACCUCUGGAUCCUCUGCAAGCAUUGACAUUGUGCUCAGAGAUGGAUGCAACUCAUUUUUUCUUUCCUCUGUUUGUAUAAAUGAAUCAAAUCAUCCAUGUUGUUGACUACACAUCUCUACUGGAGGAUGAGCAUCUCUAUAAAGGAAAACCAAUAGAACAAUAAAUAAGAUAUUUUAAAAGCAAGCCUUGCAGGAAAUCUAAUAGAACUACUGACAAGUUAACCUUCAAUAGGAUUUUAACCAAGCAAUUUCUUGUUUGCUUCUGACUUUGUAUGUUUAGGUUUAGUAAGUUAAAACAAUUUUGGAAAAUCAUUGCUUAUUACUAAACAUUUUUAAUAAAAGCUAAUUUUUCCUGUAUAAUUGUUGACUUCUUCAUUCUAACUGAAGCAAAAUGAUCUUAAUAAUAAUCAUUAAUGUUCAUUUCCGUAGUCAUCCCUCAUGCUUUGUUUCCUUUCUGUAACACUGUGAGCACAGAAACCCACGUCUCUCAAAGUCAGCUCUGGAAAGGAUUUUUCCAGAUCACAACAGUGCUGCAAGAAUUAGAAGUCUGAGGAUCCCAUGAAAAUGGAUCAGGCCAGAAAUCCUCAGUUCUCUGUGGAAGUCUUCUCUCUGCAAUCUGAUGUUGCUGAAGGCCUAAUCCUGAGACAGCUGAGCAUCACUCAAAUAUCUUGGCUGUCUUCUUAAACUUGGAGGUGCUAGUGGACAUAAGGGGUAUGAGUUGUUCCUUUGUUGUUCUCAUGACACUAGAAAACCAGUAGGCAAUUGAUAGACUUGAGUAGAAAAGUGUCUACAUUUAAUGUCUGGAAUAUAAUUCUAUUACCUGUUUCUUCUGAUUUUUUAAAAUUAUUCUCUUAAUAACUUGCCCACAAAUACAUUUCAGUAAAAGGAACUCAUGACUGAUGCUCCUUAGUGAACCCCGGGAUGUUUGAAGUCACAAAAAUUUGAUGCUAAUCUGAAUUAAUCUGAUGUUUAUUGGAUAUUGUAAUUAUUUACUACUUAUUUACAGCAAAAAAUAGCUUGUCUGCAUUGCACAGUGUAUUUUGAUGAGCAUGCACAGUGGCUUUGGGCUGCUUCUCCAUUCAGUGUGUUCAAAUUUCAGAUAUAAUUAUGGCUCAUGGUGAGUGAAUCCCUGCCCAGGUACAUGGGAUAGCCUGACUCACCAUGGAAAGGCACUGGUGCUUCCAAGCAGAAUGUGUACUGUACAACUUCUGUGAAGCACUUGGUCUGCAUAUGGCUCUAUCAGUGUGGUAUGCUGAGGGUUACUCUUUCUUAAGUGUAUACCUGGUUAUAAACUCAUCAGAAAGACCUCAUGAAGUAAGAAAGUCUUUAUUUCUUUGCAUUCUUAAAUAUGUGAAAAUUCUUCAAUUGGAGUCCAGCUUACAGUGACAUUUCUUUCUGUGUUUCCAAAGGCAGUGGUGCAUGUUAAAUAAUUUAGCUUGAAACAGAUCUAAGAUUAUCGAGUCCAGUGUUAACCCAGCCCUGCAAACUCCACACUAAACCAUGGCCCUCAGUGCAGCAUCCACGUGUCUUCAAUACGUCCAGGGAUAGUGACACCACCACUUCCCUGGGCAGCUGUUCCAGUGCCUGACAAUCUUUUCAGUGAAGAAUUUUUUCCCAGUACCAAAUUAAGACCUGCCCUGGUGCAAUUUGAGGCUGUGUCAUGCAGCUGGCUGGGAAAUUUGCUGUGGGAUAUUUCCAUGCCAGGCUGUGAUGCAGCAGUGCUAUGCCCACUAUUGACAAUGAAAGCCUUGGACACAUCCUGCAUAGCCCAUGUUGUUUCUCAUGAUUGUGUUGUGCCAAAUGGAUAUUAAUAAGCCAAUUAAUAGCUUAAGCUUUUUGGAGCAAGCCUAAUUACGUUGAUUGCUUAGUGUGAAGUUAUUAAGUUGCAUUUGUGAAAUACUUUUUCACAAAAUGUGUUUCUACUCUUUGUUCAGUGCAUUCAUUCUGGAAAGGGCCUAUCUUUUACAUGGUGUGCUCUCAUCCAUUUUGAUUUGGUUUAAUGUCUUAGCAUUUUUAAAGCAUAUGUGAAAAUUCCCCAUAUUUUCCUCAUUCUCUUCCUCCUGCUCAGGAAAAUGAACGUGGGCAUUACUUUUUAGGAGCAUCCCCUGAGCCAAGUGUCCUUUGCACAUAGUGGGCACAUGCAAAUGUCAGCAAGAGCUUUUAUUCUCUUUUUCUAUUCAGAGAUCACGGAAGUCUCAGCUGUCCUGUUUUUUCUUUCUUUGAAAGGAUGGGAUGUUCAGAUUCUGAGCAAAUCUUUCAGAAUAAUUGUUAGUCCCAGACCAACAGAUGCUUUAUACUUUUUUCCAUUAUUUGCUACACAGUCCUCAGGAAAGAUUCACACUUCAUUUCACUAGGCCUUCAGAGAGUCGUCUGCAUUGGAGAAGAGUAGUGUUUGUCACAGAAACAGGAAAAAAGAAACAAUUUUUAAAAGUUUUCUUUGGGGAGAGAAGAAAAAUAAUAUGGCAUCUGCAGCUGGCCAGGUGGCUUAUGAGGCUAACUGUGGAUGUGAGGAAAAAUGUGUUGGCUGAAAAAAGCAAAUCAGGUAGUCAUCUGUACAACUUACUGCUCUGUGUUGAUGUUUCACAUCUGAUUUUCUUCCAUUAAUGUUUAUUGUCUUCGAUGUUCAUGCUUUAUUCAUCCUUUGAAGACAGAAGUUUUAAAUUUUUUUAAGCUUUAUAUAAAUGGAAGCAUACCAUAACAGUGCCAAGUAAAUAAAAAUGAAAAAGAACCUAAUCAAAGUCACCAAAGUGGGGGUGUUUUCUCCUCCUUUCUUUGGGGUUACAGACGUUUCUGAUGGCAGACGUUUGUCUGUGCAUGGAGAGACUUUGUUUGCAUGCUCCAGCUCUGGGCAGACAUGGAUGGAGAUGGUUUCACUGGAGGGCUGGCUGAGCUGUGCCCCUGCUCAGGAUGUCCUGUAAGUGUUGUGCCCUGCUGGAAGCCGCUGCUGUCCCCCUGCUCCUCUCCCUGCUGGCCGUGCUGCAGGCACUGGGGCUCCUGCAGAGCGUGAGGAACCAGCCCACGGCAGGGAGCCCUGCUCUGUGCAGAGAGCAGUGUGAGCCUGGGAGCUGUUGAUCCCCAGCAGGGCAGCACUGAGCUCAAAUCAAUGCCUGUGGUCUGGGAAGCCUUGGAGGAGCCAGCUGUUACCUCAGGGACAAAGCCAUGCUGUGGUGGCAAACAGUUUCUGAUGCUGCUUUACUUGGUUGACUGGACUGCAGCAUGGCCCAUGGCCUUUGGGAAAAAUAAAGUUCCUUGUGUCUAUUUUUUAUUGAUGUACAAAAAAUAUUUAGGAAGUGAUCUCAGUGCAGUGGAAGAGUUCAGCUAACAACCUCUCCAUGCCCUGUGCCAGGACCUACCUUAGUGCAUCAGCACUUUUCCUCAGCCUCCCAAGUUCCUACUGUGGGUGCUGGCUUUAGCUUUGCCAGAAGUGAUGGUGUGAGCAGGAAUUUUUCAUGUGCUGUUGGCAAACAGCCAGAGUUCUUGCCUGGUGCUGGUACUUGUUUGGUGCAAACAGGCCUUUCUAAAGGCCACAGAAAAUUCAGAGGGGGUAAACUGGGCGCUAAGUAGGGAGCUGCCCAGGCAGCAAGAAGACACUGGAAGGAAUUAAAACUGUAAUCUGAUUCUGGGCUCAAAUAGAUUUUCUCUCUGUCACAAUGGGGGGAAACAUUAUUGGCAUUCACCAUUUACCAUGGCACUGCAAAGCCCAGCAUCCUUUAAAAUUUUUCCUUUAGGUAUCACAGCUACAGAAAUUAAAUUUGUAAAUAUACAUGGCCACAUGCUAAUGUACCUGCAUAUAUUUUCCUCUGUCAAAUUAAUUAGGCCACAUGUUGUUUACUAAAAACUGGUUUUCUCUCUUUGUGGAUAUUUCUUCUGAGGACAGAUAUUGCAGUAUCUCUCCCUAGCUUCUCCCAGAGAAAAGCUCAGUCCUCCCAGUCCUGUUUCACUCCCCUGUACAGUAUUUGGAGCUGACCAGUAUAAUUCUCACAGCUGUUCCUUUGCUGCAUACAGGUGUGCCCAGAAACAAGCACCCUACUACCCCCGCAUUCCUCCUUUCAUUCCCUCGGUGCCACUGGAAGGAUUGAUGCAUGAGAAGGUGGCUGUGGCCCUCAGAUGUUUCUAGCACUAUUUCUUUUCCCCUAUUCAGAUCUUUCUGCUGCUUUGCACUCCUCCUGGCUCCCAAGGCCUGCAUGGUUGCUGUUAAAAAAAGCCUCACAGCAAAUACAUCAAAGAGGGAUACCAAAAGUUUUUGAGUUGAUUUAUAUGACACUAAGCCUUUUGUGUGAUGCAUCAAUUGAUAUUUCAUUUUUAUUGCAGUACAGUGGGGUAUAUGGGCUUAACAGCAAGAGGUGUCCUUUUGAUCUCUCAUCGCACAUGAAAACAGGUGUCAUAGUCCAGAGAUUAUGGAGGUCAGAGAUUAUUUGAGGAAGGAUUAAGUAGUAGUACAUUUUUCGUAGCAACCAUAUCCAAAAGCAUGAGAUUCUUUUAAAAGUGCAGCUGUUAUUUCAGUCUAGAUAAGUCGUA